AUGAAUAUUUGUCCGAGGAAAACAUAUGAAGAAAUUGAGAGUGCUUCAACCUACUACUGGAACUAUCAACGCUAUCAAAUGAUUGCCGACUACGUGCGGCGCUCACCGUUGGUGCCUCCGUUGAUCAUAUUUUGGCAUUUCUACGAGGCUUACAAAGCGCUAGGCAAUCGUUGUGCAAGCAUCCGAAGCACCGAACAAAUUGAGAAUAAUCCCUUCUGUAAGCAGUUCCCUUUUCUCCUCAAUGCUCCAGUCCAAUCCCCUCACUCGAUUAAGACUGACGGUGUGACGUUUAAGGAUGUGAAGAAGGAGCGGGAGAUGGUGAAGUGGGAGCACAUGAAGGCGAUGGACUACCUCCGCGAACCAUCAACUAAAUCAGGCGGCAAACGCGGUGGCGUGGAGUCCAGGGCCGUCGUCUUUCGCGGCGUGGGUGCUGGCAGCGGAAUGGGUCCGGGGCCGAUGAUGGACCUCAAGUCCGAGAUGACAGCUGUCACUGAACUAAAAGCCGACAAAAUGGAUGCCUAG
Hydatigera taeniaeformis is the source of this 522-nucleotide messenger RNA. Lineage: Eukaryota; Metazoa; Platyhelminthes; Cestoda; Cyclophyllidea; Taeniidae. The record is from the annotation of a GenBank genome assembly.